Messenger RNA from Abrus precatorius (Indian licorice), 5382 nucleotides. RefSeq lists its product as uncharacterized. The transcript is spliced from 9 exons. The record is from RefSeq and is a predicted model, not a curated record. Gene Ontology annotation, molecular function: ADP binding. Lineage: Eukaryota; Viridiplantae; Streptophyta; Magnoliopsida; Fabales; Fabaceae. The coding region runs from base 1 to 5382 and encodes 1793 amino acids.
AUGAAAGUAGAGAUUGUUGCACGCCAAUUGAGUAACUUAAUUUCCUAUAAAAGCAUUUUGGAAAAUCUGAAAAACGAAGUCAAGAAUUUGCAACGAAAAAGACAAAGGGUGCAAGAAAAUCUUAUUUGGGAUUCUGAGAAACUCCAAGCUAAAAGUAAGUGGUUAAAAAGAAUUGAUGAAUUUUUUGGACAAGUGAAUGUAUUUGUGAACUACUAUGAAGGAAAAUGUUCUUGCACAAAUUUCCUAUGGUGGUACAAUGUUAAUAAACAAGCAAGAAAGAUGACGCAAGAAAUGUUCCAAUUACAAGAAGAAGGUAAUAUGUAUUUGUUAAUGAAACCACCAAAUUAUUACAAGGCCCCAAAAGCAAGAGCGGAUACAAUAAAUGAUAUUGUGGAGGCCCUGAAGGACCCUCUUAUCCAAACAGUUGGAGUAUGGUGGUUGGGUGGUGGAGACACAACCUUACUAGCCAAACAGGUUGGAGACCAAGCGAAAAAAGAAGAACAGAACUUGUUCAAAGUGGUUAUCAUAGAUGUAGCUGAGAAGCCAAGCUUUGAACAAGUUCAAAAAGGUAUUGAAGCUAUAUUGGGUCUCCAGUUUAAUGGGGAAAUGCAUGUAGAAAGAAGAAAUAAAUUGCGUCUUAGAAUAAAGAAAGAGAAAAGGAUUCUUAUCAUCAUUAAUGAUAUGUGUGGAGAAUUGAAUCCUCAAGAAUUUGAUUUGGAUGAAAUUGGAGUUCCUUUGGGUGAUGAACAUAAGGGGUGUAAAUUGUUGCUAAUAUCAAAAAGUUUGGAUUUCAUAAAAAAUUUGAUGGGUGCUCCUAAGGCUAAGGUGUUUCAACUAGAAGUGUUGCUAGAAGAAGAGGCCCAGAGCUUGUUUGAAAAGAUGGUUGGAGGCAUUGCUCAAGAUUCUGAGGCAAGUUCCAUAAUAACUGAAAUAGUGAGAAGUUGUGAAGGUUUAGCUCUUGCACUUUUUGCUAUAGCCAAGGUAUUAGAAAAGAAAGACCUGCAUGCUUUGCAAGAUGCCUUAACGCAGUUAAAGGAACAUGUUGCACCAAUAAGACUAUGUUACAAUAGUUUAGAGAGUGAAGAACACAAAUUCUUGCUCUUGAUUCUUACCAUCAGGGGGAGGAGAGUCGUGAACAAGUAUAGUAUAUAUAGAGACAUGUGGGAAGGUUUAUUAAAAAAUCUUGGUACAUUAGAGGGUGCAAGAAGUAGGUGUGAUUCAUUAAUUAAUGAUCUUAAGGCCCAUGGUCUUCUAGUUGAAGAUGAAUAUGAAAAUGUCAAAAUAAAUGACUUGAUAUGGCACACUGCUUAUUCAAUAGCUCAAAGUGAUCUAAAAGCUUCAAUAAUUUCUACAGAAUGGCCACCUGAAGAAUGGUUGAGAAGUUUAUGCUUCUGCAACAUGACUAUAGUGAGUGGUGCGCAGGUUCCUGAAAGGUUGCAAUGUCCAGAAAUGCAAGAGGUUAUACUAAGCACUGACAAUCCAUCAAUGCAGGUUCCAAAUUCAUUUUUUGAUGAAACUAAACUUCUGAAAGUAUUAGAACUUAUUGGUUUUGACUGUUCAAAACUACCUUUUAGUUUUGGUUUGUUAAAGAACCUUCAAGCAUUAUCCAUGUACAAUUGCAAAUUGGGAGACAUAACUAUAGUUGGUGAGCUCACAAACCUACAAAUUCUUGUCUUUUUUGGAAGUAGAAUCCAACAAUUGCCUAGACAAAUUGGUCAGCUUCAGAAGUUACUAAUCUUGGAUUUAAGAGACACAUAUCUCCAAGUGAUUCCAUCCAAUGUCCUGUCAAACUUGACUAGUUUAGAAGAAUUAUAUUUGAGAAACUCCUUUUGCAAUUGGGAGGUUGAAAGAUCCAAUAGUGAAAACAGAAAUGCAAGCUUGAAAGAGCUAAUAAACUUGCCUCACUUGGCUUACAUAGAAGACUUGUUUAUUCCUGAUCCUCAAGCAUGGCCAAUGGACCAGAACUUUGAAAAACUUAAAUCAUACACGAUUUUCAUUGGGGAUAGAUGGGGUGAGACUCAUGAUGGUGAUCAUGGGUUAAAAACAAUGAAACUCGAGCUCAAGCGAAGGUUGCAAUUGGAGGAUGGGAUUAAAAGGAUGAUGAAAAAUGUUGAAGUCUUAUACUUAGAUGAACUAAAUGGUGUCCAAAAUGUUCUCAGUGAUUUGGAUAGAAAUGGGUUUCGCCAUUUACAAUCUCUCUGUGUACAAAACAAUGCUGAAAUCAAAUGCAUAGCCAUGAGCUCUCGUGAUGAUCAUCAAAUUGAUGCUUUUCCCAACUUGGAGUCUUUGUCUCUCGACAAUGUAAGCAAUUUAAAGCACGUAUGUCAUGGUUCUCUAAGUGAAAAAUCUUUCUUCAAAAUAAGAGCCAUCAAAGUGCAGCAAUGCCAUGAAAUGACAUGUCUCUUCUCAGAGUCAAUGAUCAAAGGUCUUCCUCAUCUUGUUGAUUUAGAAGUUUCAGAGUGCAAACUCAUUAAGGCAAUUGUGAUUGGAGGAAAGAAGAGACCACAUAUAAUGUUUCCUCAAUUACGCUCUCUCACAUUACAAGGACUCCCUGCAUUAUUGAAUUUCUAUAUGUCUUCUUCUAACCAUCGACUCGGAGUUUUUUAUGACAAGAUUUCUUGUCCUAAUUUGGAGAGAAUGAUGAUUUCCAAGGUUAUCAAACCUGAAUACAUAGUCACCACAGGUUGUUCUUUGAAGCUAAAGAACUUCAGUGAAGGAGAUUUUCUUUUUGUCCAGUCUAUCGUCAAAAUUAACAAGUAUCCAAUUGAUUUGUUUAACUCUAUUUCAGCUUCCAAAUUUGGAAUGGAUGUUGAAUUUCCUGAAAUGGUCAAAAUGCACCUUGAAGACUUGCCAUCAUUAAUGGGAAUUAUCGAUGAUGGCUAUGUUGAAUUGUCAUCUUUGGAGGAUGUAAUCGUUAACCACUGCCCCAAAUUGCUUAAAUUUGGUUUGGGAAAGAUAGAAAGGUCACAGUUGAAGUCAAUGAUGAUAGACAAUCAAGAUCAAAUUCACAAUGAUGCUCAAAUUGGUCAAUUUUUUUACAUAUUGGAAUUGGUAUUAAUGCAAUUACCUGACAUGGUGGACAUAUGGAAUAGUGAUAGCUCCUUUUACAUUAGGCUCUAUAAUUUGAGAAAGAUACACAUCAAGAGUUGCCCCUCUCUGAUGGAAGUCUUUCCUAAGUUCGUUGCUGAGCUCCCCCGACUGAAUGAAUUGAAGAUUGAAGAAUGUGGGAAGUUAACACAAGUUUUUCAACAUGAUUAUUAUCAUAUUGAAUUCCUAGCAUUGAGCAAGGUGGAGCUUAUGUACCUCCCAGACUUAAUUAUGUUCCAUCCCAACAAUAAGGAUGCACGAUUCCCAGUUUUAAAAACAUUGGUGAUAGAAAAAUGUCCUAAGUUGGAAAUAUUCACCCAUGGACUUGCAACUGCAUGUGAUUUGCCUAUAGAUGACCUUGAUCCUUUCUUUGAGUUAGAUGAACUCAAGUUGGAUACUUGCCACAAGUUGGUUUAUGUCAUUUCCUCUAAGAUGAUACAAGAGUUUCCAAAAUUGACGAAACUCACUGUAAGUCAUUGUAACUCAUUGAAAAUUAUAUUCCGCAUCAUAAAGGAAAUAUCAUAUUCUACAGAGCUUUUGCAGCAGCUAACUGAAUUGACUUUAAUUGACCUACCCAAUUUGACUCACAUCAUCAACAAAGAAAUUAUCAAGUGCUACAAAAAUCUCCAAAUCCUUGUAGUGAAGCAGUGCAAGUCUCUUAAAUCACUACAAGCCUCUCUAUUGCUAACAAAUAUGCAAGUUUCGGAUUGUGAGUCCUUGGAGAAAAUUAUCAUGAUGGAUGAAGGACAAGAAAUGGGAGAGAAUAAGACCUCCUUUCCUCAGUUGAAGUAUGUUUCUCUUGAAGAUCUAACAAAGCUCACCACCGUAUUUCCGUCUACACCUCAAUUUCCAUCCUUGGAAACAUUGAUAAUCAAAAAUUGUCCUGCUCUCAUCACUUUUGUUUAUCAGUCCAAUGAGCAGAAGGAUCAUCCAGAACUUGUUACUUCAAACUAUUUCUUCCCAAAGUCUCUAUCAUUGGACAAGCUGAAAGUACUUUGUAUAAUAAACCAAGAUGUUGAGAAACUCUGGCACUACACUUGUCCCCCAGAAUCAUUUUGUAAACUGGAAAAUCUAACUUUGAAGAACAACAAAUUGUUGAAUGUCAUCAAAUACAACAUGAUCAAAAGAUAUGACAAUCUAAAAUUUAUGACUGUGGACAAAUGCGAAUUAAUAACAGAGGUUGAAAGAUCCAACAGUGAAAACAGAAAUGCAAGCUUGAAAGAGCUAACAAACUUGCAUCACUUGGCUUAUAUAGAAGACUUGUUUAUUGCUGAUCCUCAAGCAUGGCCAAUGGACCAGAACUUUGAAAAACUUAAAUCAUACACGAUUUUCAUUGGGGAUAGGUGGGUUGAGACCCAUAAUGGUGAUCAUAAGUUAAAACUAUUGAAACUCAAGCUCAACCGAAGGUUGCAAUUGGAGGAUGGGAUUAAAGGGAUGGUGAAAAAUGUUGAAGUCUUACACUUAGAUAAACUUAAUGGUGUCCAAAAUGUUCUCCGUGAUUUGGAUAGUGAUGGGUUUUGCCAUCUACAAUCUCUCUAUGUACAAAACAAUGCUGAAAUCAUAUGCAUAGCUACGAGCUCUAGUGAUGAUCAUCACAUUGAUGCUUUCCCCAACUUAGAGUCUUUGUCUCUGAAAAACGUAGGCAAUUUGGAGUGUAUAUGCCAUGGUCCUCUAAAUGAAAAAUCAUUAUUGAAAAUAAAAGUCAUCAAAGUACAGCAAUGCCAUAAAAUAAAAUGUCUCUUCUCAGAGUCAAUGAUCGAAGGUCUUCCUCAUCUUGUUGAUUUACAAGUUUCAGAGUGCAAACUCGUUAAAGCAAUUGUGAUUGGAGGAGAGGAGAGAAUAGUGUUUCCUCAAUUACGCUCUCUAACAUUACAAGCACUCCCUGCAUUAUUAAAUUUCUAUAUGUCUUCUUUUUACAUUAAACUCGCACUUUUUGAUGAUAAGAUUUCUUGUCCUAAUUUGGAGAAAAUGGUGAUUUCCAAGGUCAGUAAUUUAGAAGAUAUAUGGGAUUUUCCAUACGAUGAUGCAAAUUCAUUUUGGAAGCUGAAGAACAUAUACAUCGAAGAUUGUCAGAAUCUGAGGACCAUUUUUACUCUUCCGUUUUCCACAAAUCUUCAAUAUUUGAAGACUUUAGUCGUCAAAAAUUGCAGUUCAGUGGAAGAGAUUUUCCUUUUGAAUGAUGAGGACAGUCGAUUUGGAAAAUUAAAAAAACUAAUUGAAAUGCAUAAAGCUUUUGUUAAGGAUGAGAUUGUAGCAACUUACUUAACACAAAAGGACAAAGAGGAUAAGCAUUGA